Racocetra fulgida is the source of this 1127-nucleotide messenger RNA. The record is from the annotation of a GenBank genome assembly. NCBI's taxonomy places the organism in Eukaryota, Fungi, Glomeromycota, Glomeromycetes, Diversisporales, Gigasporaceae.
AUAAUGUGGAUAUUGAUACUUUGCCUGUAAUCAGAUAUGUCGAUGGAACUAGCGUAUUUAAAGGUGGUGAAUAUGAAAGUGAGGGUAGUCUUUUAUCCAUAAUUAGAGAUACUGGUGAUAUUUUUGAAGGUAAUAACUCUGAAAAUAGGAUCGAAAAUGUUGAAGAUAAUAUAAAUAAAGGUGAUGAUUCAGAAAGUAAACCCGAUGAUAGCCCAUUAAAAGAAAUAUAUACUGGACAGACUUUUACUUCUUUUGCGUUGCUUGAUCAGUGUUUGAAACGUUAUUCUACCCGAAUGGGGUUCGAAACAAAAAUAGUAAAAGUUGAAAAUGACAAUAAUGUUUGUAUCAAAAAAAUAUACAAAUGUCGAUAUGGGGAUAAAUAUUUGUCUAAAAAGAAGUUGGAUCCUACAGCAAAUAGAGAGCAGGAAUCAGCUUACGAUUAUGAAGAACCACAAAUUUUACUAGACAUAGCCUUAGAAGAUUAUCAUAGAAUCAGCGUAGUACAAAAUGAAGGUGAACUACUUCCAACUAGUACAUUUCAAGUAUUACAAAGGAUUCGUGGACAAGAGAUUGAUGUUAGAAAUGUUGUAGAAUUAGAUUCGAAAAAAGUUUCUGAUGGUCAUGGUCUUGGACUUUGUAAAAUGGCUCUAAAUAUAGCGAUCACAAAUGGUUCUAAUAAGACUUUGGAAGAUAUUUUACAACAAUUUAUUGAUGAACAAAUUUCAGUACAAAAUGAAAAUAUAUCUGAACAAGAGUUAAAUCAGGAAAAUGACGAAUUUAGUAUUUCAAAUACACAUCAGCAUAAAAGUAAAGGCCGUCCUGCAAACAAAAGAUACUUAAUGGCGAUUGAGGAAAAUAAUAGCAAAAAUAGUAGUUCGAGUAAUCAAGCUGAAACAUCAGAAUUAGGAUCAAAAAAGAAAAACAAGCCAAGAGAAAAACCGAAACGCCUUAAUGAUGCUCAUACUCAAGUUUUAACAUUUUUGAGAACGAAUGUCGAGGAAGAAUUCAAACUUAUUUUGAAAAAACGUAAUAUACCAGAAAAGUUGAACGAACUUGACGCGCUUAUUGCAAAGGCAAAACAACGGGAAAAAGACGGUCAAAAUUCUGCUCAACCUACAUCAAUGUAA